Messenger RNA from Protopolystoma xenopodis, 429 nucleotides. NCBI's taxonomy places the organism in Eukaryota, Metazoa, Platyhelminthes, Monogenea, Polystomatidea, Polystomatidae. The record is from the annotation of a GenBank genome assembly.
UCUGUCAAUGGAGGAUUUAUUGUUCAUCCAGAUAGGCAACAUUAUGUAUAUCCGCUAGGAUGUACAGUUGUUAUAGAGGAUAUUAACGAAAAGAAGCAAGAAUUUUUACAUGGCCAUUCAAAUAAUGUGGUUUGCCUUGAUAUAUCAAAAUGUGGAAAGUGGAUUGCUUCUGGACAAACGACACACAUGGGAUACAAAGCAGAUGUGAUUGUCUGGAAUUAUUUAUUAAGAGAACCUUAUGCUAAAUUUACUCUUCAUAAGGUCAAAGUACAAGCACUUUGCUUUUCACCAAAUGCGAAAUAUCUAGCUACACUUGGUGGGCAAGACGAUGGAAGGUGUUCUGCCUUUCUAAUCGAAUCCAUUUUAGUGUUGUUAUUUGGUCUAUUCCCCGUAAGGAAGCAAUAUGUGGAAGUCCUUCUCAACAUAUGA